Physella acuta is the source of this 12595-nucleotide messenger RNA. Its product is annotated as MAM and LDL-receptor class A domain-containing protein 2. Gene Ontology annotation, cellular component: membrane. Lineage: Eukaryota; Metazoa; Mollusca; Gastropoda; Physidae. The record is from RefSeq and is a predicted model, not a curated record. Gene Ontology annotation, molecular function: protein binding.
UUGAGCAAGAUUUCUGUGGCUACUUCAAUGACUACACACAGACUGGUCAGUGGGUGCGUAGUGUUGCCACUCCAGCCAAAAGUGGACCACAACAUGACCACACCACAGGCCAGGGUUACUUCAUCUACACCAGGUUUAAUCCUGACUUUAAUCAUCAGCAAACAGUGGCCAGACUUUUGACUGGCGUAUUGGAUGCCAGUGGCCUAAAAGAUGGCUGCCUGUCAUUCUUCUACAACCUGGUUGGGCUUGAGGUAUCUUUAAAUGUUUUCCUGGUGGAGGAGAGGAACCAAACUUUAAUUUUCACCCAAUCUAAUGUGGACAACACUUGGACAUAUGGACAGGCUAGAGUCACCCCCACACAACAGUUUCAGAUAUUGUUUGAAGCAAGUGGCAAUUUUUAUCAAACCGAUGGUCACAUCGGACUGGAUGACAUCCAGCUCAUGACAACCCCAUGCAGGCUGUCUGCCCUGUGUAACUUUGAACAAGACAUGUGUGGGUUUCACCAGAACAAUUCAGGUGUGCCAGUUUGGACAAGAGAAUCUGCUAGAGACCCUCCCAUGGAUCAUACAACUUCUAAUUUAAACGGUCACUACCUGAAGGUAGACUUGACUGGACAACCAAGCCACACCCAAGCUGACCUCAUCAGCCAGGAAUACCCAGGUGUUCCUGGUCCAAUGUGUUUGUCCUUCUGGUACUUUAAAGGUGACCACAACAGCUCAGGUCUCAGUGUUCAUUUUGUCCCGACUGACACGAUUGACCCCUCUGCUGGUCAUCUUGACCCCUCUGCUGGUCAUAUUGACCCCUCAUCCAUCAUCUGGUCAGAUGCAGGUUUUGGUUCGACCUGGCUUUACGCACAGAAAACUCUCAACACCAGCUCUAACUUUAAGCUAAUCUUUAGAGCUACAGCAUCACCUACUGACCAAUCAGAUGUUUGUAUUGAUGAUGUACUAGUUGAGCAUGGAGAGUGCCCUCCCUUGGGGUCAUGUGACUUUGAAAAAGAUAUGUGUGGCUUCACUACCAGCAGAUACUCUUGGUACAGGGUUCAAGGACGUGAUGGUGGACCACCAGCUGACCACACCACUGGCUCAACACAAGGCUUCUCAUUGGCUACCUUAGAACAGUUUACAAGUGGGAGUUUGUUCAGCCCCUGGCUGGAGCCUCUUGGUGAAGCUUGUCUGUCAUUUUGGUACUACAGAUCAGGGACUAAUGACUCCAGUUUUAGCCUAUCAGUGACAAGCUUACAUCCAUCUGGUAACCAAUCCAUACAGCUGUAUGAUAGCAACAGACUUGUUCUCAACCAAUGGCAUUUGAUUAGCUUAAACAUCUCAAGCUCUGAUUGGUUCCAGUUUUUGAUAAACGUGAGUGCCAUGACUCCACAAGAUGGGGGACUAGCUAUUGACGGGGGUCUAGCUAUUGAUGAUGUUCAUCUGACCUCAUACAACUGUCAGCAGCAUCACCAGAUAAAGCCAACACCACAAGCUGUGGUCAACUAUCCCCCCAGUAACCUUGACUGUACGUUUGAUACUUUUUGUGGCUGGUCACAUGACCCUUCAAACACUUUUGAUUGGUUCCUCACAUCAGAGAGGGUCAACACUUUCUCUGGUAGAGCCUACGACCACACGAAAGAAAAUGAAGAUGGUUCAUUUCUGUCAACAAAUCCUGCAAGUGGCACAGCUGGUCAGUACGCCAGGCUACUCAGUCCAGCCCUUGAGGGUCAGGGUGUGAAUGGAACCUGUCUCAGGUUCUGGUUCAUCAUGUCUGGGCCAGAGGUGGGAGAACUCAACAUUCUCUUGCUCAAAGACCAGCAGCCCAACAUGACAAGUGUAGUGUGGAGUAGGAGUGGGGAACAAGGGGAGGACUGGAUCUUGGCAUCUGUGUUUGUCUCCCCUGCUGAGGUGACUGAAGGUGGCCCUGCACUGGUCCAGCUGGCUAUAGAACAUGUACUGGUAAACAACUAUGCUGAAGAUAUUAGAGUGGAUGAUGUAUCCUCUCAUGAGGGGCCUUGUGUUGAAGAUUUAAGAAACUGUGAUUUUGAAAACCCAGCCAUGUGUGGCUUUACACAAGAUCCAUACGACGAUUUUGAUUGGGCAUUGACCUCAGGGGCAGUUUCUUCACAGUCAGGUCCAUCAGCUGACCACACCUAUGGCACCUUAGAUGGCCACUACUUAUACGCCAGAACCCCCCAGGGUGGCAGGAGGUUAGGGGUCAUGUCUCAAGUCCAGGGACCAACACAAGGCAAAUGUCUGAGGUUCUACUUCUACAUGGGUGGCUCAGGAUCCCUGUCUGUCAAGGUUCUCACUGAGGAAGGGGACGUAGCUCUCAUAUGGCAACAUGUAGGGAGUGCAGGGGAGGCGUGGAGGGGUGCACAGGUGGAUGUCAAUAUGGAUGUCAACUUUCAGAUACUCUUUGAGGUGACAUCCAAUGUGAAUGAUGUUGCUAGGGAUGAUGUUGUUGCUAUUGAUGAUGUUGGUUUACUGUCCUGGGCCUGCACCCAACCUGCCACCUGCAGCUUUGAGACCGACAUGUGUCUGUACCACAAUAUCAGAGACACAGAUGGCUUUGACUGGCUGAGACACAGGGGUCCAUCUGGUGCCAGAGUGUCUGGUCCAACACUAGAUCAUACAACCAACUCAACCCAAGGCUAUUACAUUUACACUGACUCCAUAUCUGCCAGACAGCGUGGAACAUCUGCCAAGUUGGCCUCAGAACUUUUACCCAAAACCACCGCAAGCUGUUUGGGUUUUGCUUACAAUAUGAAAGGUCAAGGUAAACUGCUUGUCUGGUUGAAUCUGGUCCAGUCCAGAAACAUCAAGCAGCUGUUGACCUUGGUGGACGACACAGGUGGAGAGUGGAAGGAGGCUGUUGUAACUGUGGACAGUGUGGAGGACUUUGUGGUUGUGUUUGAGAGUGAGCUGACAGAUGGUGUGGCAGACACAGCGUUGGACGACAUCUCCUACACUGCUGGCCCCUGUCCCAACGACAUUUUGAGCCAGCAGUUCAUUUGUUUAGAGAAUCAUGUCUCUGUGCCAAUUUUCAAGAAAUGUGAUUUUGUGUGGGACUGUGUCAAUGGAUCUGAUGAAUGGGACUGUGGGAACUGUACCUUUGAGCGUGACCUGUGUGGCUACUCAGACACCAGUGAUGGCCUCUUCCACUGGACUAGGGCCAGCAGCAGCUCACUGAGGCCAUCAGUGGUCAGUCAGCUUGGACAUGACCACACUUUAAAUUCAGCAUCCGGUCACAUGGUGUACGUCAACAGUGACAGGGGCCGAGACAACGACCAGGCAUACCUUGUGUCCCCCCUCCUGCAGAGAUCAUACCAAACCUGUGCUGUCAAGUUUUACUUCAAGUUCUCUCAGAUCUCUACUGGGCAAAUCUCUGUGUACAUUCAGUACAACUGGGAGAGUAGGUGGUCAAAGAGUUUCUCCCAGAGUAGAGUCUACAAUACAGAUUCCUGGCAUGAGGCUAACGUUCAUAUUGGGUACAUGGCGGAACCUUUCAGAAUAGUUAUCACAGCUUCUAAGAUGUUGAUGGGUAAUGGGACGAUGGCCGUGGAUGAUGUUCAGCUGGUGGGCUGCGGUCCCCCCACACGUGACACCCUGCCCUGUCUCCCCUCACAGUUCACCUGUGCCAGUGGCUACUGUAUAGACGGGCGAGCUGUCUGUGACCUCUCACAAGACUGUGGGGAUGCUAGCGAUGAGACCAGCUGUCAGAAGACGAGUGCUUGUGACUUUGAGAAGUCAAUUUGUGACUGGCACCAGGACUCACAGACCAGUGGCACCUGGAGGUUGGUGUCUGGGAUGGAAGCAGGUGGGAUCACACGUGACCACACCAAGGGCACGCCCUCUGGUCACUUCCUGCUCUUGGACAACUCUGGUGCCACAGCCAAGGCCAGGCUUGUCAGUCAGACUAUCCAGGCCACAAAUACUUCUUGUCACCUGACCUUGUACUACAACAUUCAGCAGGACGGGGCAGGUGGGGACGCAGGUGUGAAUACAGGUGCUGGUGUAAAUAUUUUCAUGCGUACAACUAACGGAGGAUAUGAAACCAAAAUUUUCUCUCGACGCAAUACAAAUCAGGAUUUCUGGGACAGAUCUGUCGUCAACUUAAUCUCUCCACAAAAUUUCCAGGUAGUUCUUGAAGGUGUGGGAGCACCUGAUGCUACCAUAGGUGUGGACGACCUGGUGCUAAGCUCCGGCUGUGUCCUGCUGAGCUCCAGCCUCCCCUUACCUGGCUACACGCCAACUACAGCCCCACCCAACCAUUGCCCCAGCUACCAGCACCAGUGUGGCAACGGUCAGUGUGUGGCCACGUCUGUCGUGUGUGACUUGAAGCCUGACUGUGGGGACGGGUCGGAUGAAGCCGAGUGUGGACCUUGUGAGUUUGAAUCUGGGACGUGUGGCUGGUACUCUGCUGGUACUGGGGCCCUGGACUGGUGCCUCGUCACCCCCGGCUUGAUGGGUCAGGUGGGACCAGACACUGACCACACGUUCAACAACAGAACUGGUCACUACAUGUACGUCCACUCUACUCUAGGCUUGACUGACUCCCCCGCAUGGCUGACCAGUGGUCCUUUACCUGCUGUAAGUAGCAGCUGCACUCUUACCUUGUUUAGUUACGUGAACCCUGACCUUAACGCCACGCUCGGCGUCUUUGUCUACUAUAAGGAGGAUACUCUCCCCUUGUUUAAUGUAGGACAGGCCAGCCCAACAGAGUGGCAGAACUUGACAUUCCACAUGCCUAGCAGUCUAAAACUGGAAGACGGGUGGCAGAUAAUAAUCAGCUUCCAAGCCCCAGCACACAGCAGCAUACAGAAACUAGCAGCCGUUGACAGCAUACAGUUCCACGGAUGCUCCAAGCAAGAAGAGGUCCCACGUCUAACUUGUGACUUUGAUGACCAGAGUCUGUGCAGUUGGAGGCAGUCAACGCAAGAUGUGUUCGACUGGUCAGUCAUUCAAAGCGGAACUUCCACCGAAGUGGGUCGCCUGAGGGACCGCUCUGUUGACAGGAGUGGGUACUACCUGCUGGCCCCCAGCUCCAACAGGAGGAACUUGGACAUGGCUGUGCUGGUCAGUCCAGUACUCCAGCCACCCACCGGAGAGAACUGUUUGAGUCUCUGGUACUACAUGAAUGGCGAGGGUGCUGGCAAUCUCCGAGUGGAAACAUACUACAGCGGUUACAAUAUUUUAAACUUCAACCGAAACGGUAGCCUUCCUAACCACUGGUUUCAGGCUCUAGUCCCUAUCACAUCUACAACUACUUUUAGUAUCGGUAUCAAGGCAGAGGUCACGGGUGUGGUGGGUGGAGGGAUAGCAGUGGACAGUGUCCAGUACACAGACGGACCUUGCAUGUUUCCUACUGAGUGCACGUUUGAGGACGGCAAUUUCUGUGAGUGGUACCAGGACAGGAGCGAUAACCUUGACUGGUCAAUUGGUAGCAACUCGUCAGUCACGGGGUCUUCUCCGGACACUGACCACACGCUGGGGACACGAGAUGGUCACUUUGUGUUCGUACAGACGGCCACACCAGGUGUCGCGGCGUUAAGGGGUUACCUGAGAAGCUCUCCAACGGCAGAGUUCACUUCCUGUCUACAGUUCUGGUACCACCUGUCCAGCGAGGCCCCCACUCAGCUGUUGGUCCACGCCACCUUUCCGUCCACGCCUCUAGCACUCGAGGUCGACCUGUUGACGCUGUACGGUCCGCUGGAAAACGUGUGGAGAAAAGCCAACCUCAAUAUCAAACCGCCAGUUGGAGCCUAUGAGAUGAGGAUUGAGGCCAGAGUUCACGGAGGUCAAGGAUACGUGGCUAUCGACGACCUGAGUCUGACAGACGGACAGUGUCCAGAGCAAGGAUCGUGUAACUUCAACGAAGAUCUCUGCGGGUUUGUUGUCAUGUCAGGGGAGACAAGCUUUCAGUGGAUAUUUCAGUCUGACGAGCCCCAAGUUCUCUUCCCUGACAGCUACGUGGUCGCCUCCCCUGACAACAGCACGUCAGAGGGCGACACUGCUCUCCUCAUCAGCGAUCCUAUAGUUGUCUCCCCUACCGAGUCCACCAAAAAAUGUUUGCUUCUCACCGCUCGCCUGUCGUCGCCUGCAUCAGGUCUGGGGUUCAAGAAGCUGAACGUCUACACCCGCGCCCUCAACACCAGCCUCAAGACGUUGGUCAGCACGGAGGAUACCUUCAUGCUCAACACCUGGUCUCGCUACCACAUACAUCUCGAUGUCAGCUAUGACUUUGAAUUUAUGAUUGAAACCAUCCACGAUGGUCACUCGGAGGUCAGACUUGCAGUGGACGAUGUUGUUUUGAUGAACGAAGAGUGUCACGUGCUCCCGUCUACCCCGUCCCGACCCCCAGUGCCCUCUGUGUCACCGAGUUAUCCCCCUUCUCUGUUAGACUGUGACUUUGAGGUCGACUUUUGUCAGUGGACGCCGGUGUUCCAAGUCAGGGGUCAGGGCUGGAGUAUUACCCACAAUUCUCAGAGCGAUCCAUUGGUUGACCACACCUCCUCCAGUAGAGCUGGCGGUUAUGCCAGUGACAAGAGGAAUCUGGGUACUGACACCGGUCUAGCGGCAGUGAGUAACGACACCGCCUAUCUCAUCAGUCCUAAACUUCCAAUGGGCGGGAACAUCUGCCUCAAGUUUUGGUAUUUCAUGUACGGCCCAAAUGUCGGCGAGCUGAGGGUCACCGUCCCGACCAGGGGCACCUACUGGUUGAAGCGAGGCAGUCAGGGGCCGGAGUGGAAGUACGCCAUGUUCAACAUCAACGACAUCAGCGGCGACGGGGUCAUCGCGUUUGAGAGCAGCGGUCAAGCGGGUCACGUGGCUAUAGACGAUGUCUUCUCCAACCCUGGGGACUGUCCGCCUGGAAACUUCUGCGACUUUGAGACCAACUUCUGCGGGUACUUGACUGAGCCCGUGGGUUACCUCCCGUGGAGCCGAAGUUUAAACCUGUCUUACAAAAACAUGACGGGACCUACAAGGGGAGACCACACUGUUGGGACGUUUGAAGGCCACUUUGCUUACUUUGACACGAGCAUGAGGCGACCAGGAGACAUUGGACGCUUGACCACCACAGACUUCACGGCCGCGCCUGGCUCUUGUCUGACCUUCUGGUACGUCAUGCGGGGGGCGAACAUGGGCAGGCUGAACGUGUACGUGGACGACGUGGCUGACCUCAUGGACGGCGCCCAGCCUGUGUUUACCAGGUCAGGGUCUCAGGGCGAGGACUGGAUGCUGGCUGCGGUCAGUCUGGACGCUGUUGCCAAGUUCAGGGUCAUCUUUGAGGCUGUAGCCGGGGCAGGUCCGUACGGCGAAGUGGCUAUUGAUGACGUCAGCCUGGUCCCCCGGGCAUGCCCUGACCCGGGGAGUUGUGAUUUUGAAGAUGAGCUCUGCUCGUGGUACAACGCUCAGGAGGGGGAUGACCUUGACUGGGUGAGGGUCAAAGGUCACGACCACACCACCAACACGAAUGACGGGGUGUUUCUGACGAUGACAGGUGCUGGUCACGUAGCGCACCUGAUGUCACCUGUCCUUGAUGACGACACGACUUACUGCCUCACUGUGUGGAGUGUGACGUCAUCCCCGAAUGGCCUCAUCAAGUUCUACACCAGAGAGGUCGAUGAGGUCAUCCUCCAACCCCUGGCCACAGACCCAAUAGUGUUAGGGUCAGCGUCAACAGGUCAGCACUGGCUCAAGUAUCAAAGACAAGUGUCACACGGGUCGCCCGCUUCAAAACGUUACCAGCUUGUAUUAGAAGGGGUUAAAGGUCAGGGUGACAUCUCCCUGGAUGAUCUCACCCUGUCCCAGGGCAACUGUUCUGAGCCCCCAGCCCAAGGUCCCAAGACAUUCUACUGCAACAGCUCCCGGACCUGGCUCAAUGAGACCCAGCUCUGUGACUUCCGUCAAGACUGUGAGGGCCCGGAUGAAGAACUUGUCUGCGGGUAUGAUUGUGACUUCGAGAGUACGUCGUGUAGAUGGGAAAAUGUAGGCAGUAUUAGCUGGCUGGUGAAGAAUGGUAGCUCUUAUGGUGUAGGCAGCCAUUUUGUUUCCCUUGACGACGCUGCUAAUGCUUUAGCCGUGUACCUGAGUCCCGUGUUACAACAGAGCUCUUCUAUAUGCGAGUUACAGUUUUCUUACUACAUGAGUUCAUCGACAGGGAACAUGAUCAGGGUGGCUAAACGUGAAGGGAGUCACGUAACUGAUAUUUUGGUCGAGUCGGCAGGAGGUAGCUCCUGGCAGGAUAAGACAGUUGUGAUUGGACGAAUGGCCAACCCGUUUCAGGUCUCAAUCCAGGCGGUCAAGCGUGAACGGACCUCAGUGGUUUCAAUUGACAACCUCAGGUUUAUUGACUGCGACCUGCCUGGACAUGGCGACUGUGGUCAACUGACCAGUCCAGUCGUCUGCAACAACUCGGCCUGCGUGGACAGGACGGCGCUGUGCAACUUAGCAGACGACUGUGGUGACGGCACGGACGAGGCGUCCUGCGGCUGGUUUAAAAUGUGCGACUUUGAGUUGGACCUGUGCUACUGGCACCCGGAUGUGGCACCACGCUGGCGUGUUGAGGCGGCAUCUGUCCUGGGGUCUGGUCUCACUGACCACACGUCACGGUCCAGUACUGGACGUGUUGCCACUCUGAGAUCUGGCACCCCACUGGCCAACCUUCUAAGUCCAGUUUUUAUCCCAUCAUCCACGUGUACUCUAUCCUUUACGUUUUUAAUCCAGUCAGACAAAUCGAGUUCUGUUGGCGUGUACACACGUACCGCAGUGAAUGGGGCGCUGAGGUUGGUGUUCUCUAGGUCUGCUCACGCCACCAACAGCUGGGCAGUGAAGCGUGUCGUGUUUAAUGAAACCAAGCCGUUCCAGGUGAUGCUGCAAGUCCAACAACCCGCAGGCACGGCUGGAGUUGUAGCUCUUGACGACACUUCCUUUUCUCCGGACUGUGAGGAUUUUAAAGGGGAAUUCCCGGUCUUGCCCACCACAUCGCCUGGGGUGUGCCCAGAGGGGUCAGUGCCGUGUGCAGACAAUACCACAUGUGUGAUGAAGCUCCAUGUGUGUGAUUUAAUUAGCCAGUGUUCAGACGGUUCUGAUGAAGCGAACUGUUCUGCGUGUGAUUAUGAAACAAGCUCAUGCGGCUGGCAUGAUGCUAGUGACGGGGCGUUUACUUGGGUUCGUGCUAACCCUUCUGCUGAUGUCGUCCCUAUGGGACCAGACGAGGACCACACAAGAGGCAUGACGGGAUCCCACUCCUACAUGCUGGUGGUGUACUCGGCCUACACCAGCCGGCAAGGUGUAGCUCUUGAGUCGGUGGUGUUUGCACCAUCCAGCCCUCCGUGUGUUGUUACUUUCUGGGUCUACGGCACCCAUUGGAGGUCUGACACAGCUCUCUUGCUGAAGGUCAGGUCAUUGGCUGUAGACCACACGCUGGACACUGAGGCGGUCACUGCGUACAAGGUGGAGGUCACCGACCUGCUGGAAGGUGCCUGGGUCCAGGUUAACGCCACGGUGGGGUACCAGCCGUACGGGUUCCAGCUGCUGCUAGUGGCCCGGUCAGUCGAUGCCGGGACGGUGGUGGCCGUGGAUGACGUCAGCUUGAGCCCAGACUGUGCCGUUGGUCAGCCGGAGCAGACGUGUGCCAGCGGCUACUUGCGGUGCCAGUCUGGGUCGUGUGUGGGUCACGUGGUCCUGUGUGACGGCCACCCCGACUGUGGGGACGGGAGCGACGAGCAGGACUGCGGGGACUACCACAGCUGUGACUUCGAGCACGGGUUGCUGGACCUGUUCGUAGAUGGCGCCGUGGAUGUCACGUGGGUGGUAACCACACCAGAGGAGGUCAAGGCCACAGAAGACGCCCCCGCCAGAGAUCACACGCUCAACUAUAAGCUGGGCCACAUGCUGUACCUAGGUGACCCCUCUCUAGCGAGAGUUCCAGUGGGCUCUGUGGGCAGGUUGAAGACCGCGGUCCUGUACCCCAGCACACCAGGGGGCGGCUGUCACCUCAGGUUCUUCUUCUACCAGGCCAGUGCUCGUGCUGGCUCCAUCAGAGUCUAUGUCCAGUACUACGAGCUAGGGGAGUUGACACUCAAGUGGUCAAGCCCUGGGAUCACAGACACCCAGUGGACUAGAGCAGAUGUAAGUGUAUAUGAAAAAAAUCUGUUCAGAUUUGUCAUUGAAGGCGUGACCGGUCCGAUCAACAGCAACGGUUUCUGUCAGAGCGUGUCCAUUGAUGACGUGUCUCUGACACCUGGGUGCAGGGUCGCACCUGCGACGUUUCCACUCCCCGACCCUCGGCCCACACCUGCGACAGGUACCUGCGGUCCUGGCCAGUUCACCUGUGAUGGCACGUGUCACUCAGUCACCACCCUGUGUGACCUGACCCCGCAGUGCUCUGACCACACUGACGAGGCCGACUGCCCUUCAUCGUGUGACUUUGAACAUGGCCCCUGUGGAUGGAAAAACAUUGAUACGCUGCAUGAAAAUUUUACUAUAGUUGAUUCAAGCUUUGGUCAGUUUCCCUUUGACCACAACCCGGGUGAUAAAUACGGGCACGCCUUGCACAUCGCGACAGGAGACAACAGCUACACCAGCUCUGUCACGUCCCCAACCUUUGAGAGGGCGGCUGACGGCUGUACUUUCACUUUCUGGUACUGGCAGCAGGGGAAUAACUCUGAUCUCUCCCUGGUUUACACGACCAUGGGGGUCAUGACCUCCACACUGUGGACCCAACCCUCUCCCAGCUCCCAGCAGAAGCAGGAGUGGCAGCAGGAAUGGCACCAGGUCUCCGUACAGCUGCCAAGCUGUGCUGCAAAGUUCCAGCUCCUGUUUGAAGUCAAAACCCACCAGCUCUUAAGCCCAGGGUCCUUAACUCUGGAUGAUCUCAGUUUCGUGAACUGUUCCCUGCCGCCCCCUUUAGCCGCGUGUGACGAUGAAGAGUUCAUGUGUGGAGACCAGCACCAAUGUGUUUUCAAAUCCCUGAUGUGUAAUUUAAACGUAGAUUGUUGUGACGGCUCAGACGAGGGUCCCUACCUCUGCUAUUCUUAUGGAGAGUUUCCCUUUGAAUGGGGAAUGGACGGCUGGACCCAAUCCACGGACGAUGAUGGUGACUGGGUGUUAAUCCAGCCGUCUAAGCUGACAGACUUCCACUACCCACCGGCGCACUCAAUGUCCGACAGUGGUCACUACCUGCUGUGUUCCCUGCAGACGAGCGGUCACAAGGCCAGACUCCUCCACGCUUUCAGUGCUCCGGGUGUAGACUGUCACGUCAGGGUCUGGAUCUCCUCCCUGGGGCCCGACUCCGGCAUCUUGACCGUGUACAUUGUCGUGUCCAACUCCACGACCAGCCUGGUCAGUGUCCAGCUAGGGGAACAAAGAUGGCAGCUGCUGGACGUGGAGAUCCACACGGACAGGCCGUACCAGCUGGUACUGGAGCUCCGGCAGGGUGUCUACUACUCGGGGGGCGUGGUCGUGGACGACAUCACCCUCAGCCCAGACUGUGGGGUGGGGUCAGUUACACCUCCCCCAGGUGUGGUCACACACAGUCCUGGAACCGGCAGUUCUGUAACACCUACCCAGCAGACCAUGGAAUCAGCAGCGACAUCAGACCACAGUAGUAGCACAACAUCGUCACCUAUAUCAGACCACAGUAGCACCACAACAAUGUCAGCACCAUCAGACCACAGUAGCACCAUAACAUGGCCCCCUACCUCAAACCACAGUAGCACCACAACAAUGUCAGCACCAUCAGACCAUAGUAGCACCACAACAAUGUCAGCAACAUCAGACCACAGUAGCACAACAUCGUCCCCUACAUCAAACCAAAGUAGCACCAUACCAUCGUCAGCGACAUCAGAGCACAGUAGCACCAUAACAUCAUCAGCACCAUCAGACCACAGUAGCACCAUACCAUCAUCAGCACCAUCAGACCACAGUAGCACCACAACAAUGUCAGCAACAUCAGACCACAGUAGCACCAUAACAUCAUCAGCACCACCAGACCACAGUAGCACCAUACCAUCAUCAGCACCAUCAGACCACAGUAGCACCACAACAAUGUCAGCAACAUCAGACCACAGUAGUAGCCCAGCAUCUUCCAGUCGACUGACCCAAAGAACACCUUCUACUGUCCACCAAUCUAGCCCUCGAGCCGACACAGCCACGAGUACAACAUCAGCAUCGUGGAAGCUUCCAGUUGGCCUGGUGCUGGGUCUUGUGUUGGCGGUGGUGUUGGUGGCCCUCGUUCUUCUCUAUGUAAAACGGCGGGGCAACAGGUAUCACAAUGUGCUAGAUGACAGGACAAGACUGUCUUUAAGUGAAGGCAACCAAAUGAUUGAACUGAGCUCUAAUGACCCAGCAGAGGCGGAACAUGUGUAUGAGGAAGUGGUGGAGGAUAAGGCUGAGUCAACAGAGACACCGAGGACUGAAGUUGAAUGAUUCCCGCAUUCAGUAUGUGAUGGCUCCCUCCAGUCUCACACCCUAGCAGUAUGUUUUAACUUGUCGUUAAACAUGUUCAUUUUAUGUACAGAUGUCAAAUGAUUCAGUUUUUUAUUACCUUAAUAUCGCUUUAUUUCUAUUUUUUACAUUUUGUAUUAAAACACUUUUUAAAC